GUCCAGUGUGUAUUCUGACGCUGCGCUGCCUUGGAUAGACGUCCAGAGAAGAUAGUUAAGGCGACUUUAGUUUACCGAUAUAGUUGGUAUUAGCAAAUUGACACCGGCGGGUGGUGUCAUUAGGAAGUGUCCCCGUACAGUGUCACCAUGAGGAAAAUUACCGUCAUCUCAGUGAUGCUAAUGUUUACGACAGUGGCCAAAGGUCAAUCUCUGGACAUAUGUUCGGAGGAUGCCGAGGAAGUGGAAGUGAGCUGCCCGGAUCUCUACUCCGAGUGUGACGGCGCCUGCUACCAAGAUACCUUCACGACUGGGGACGAUUUCACUACACAAUGCACGGGAGACGGCCAGUUUCUACCUAUUCCCACCACAGAAGAACAGCUGCAGUGCCUACUGGAUGUCGCAGUCGACCAGACCCGUGUGGCCACCGGAUUUGAGAACAGAGGGGACAGGUUCGAGGCCGAAGAUCCGGAUGGGACUACUAUAACAGCUCCGCAGGAACUAGAAGGCACCGCAGGACCCGAUCCUAACACCAGCCCUUGUGUGGCACUGUUUAGAAACCAGGGGAAACUGGAAACGUUUGGUUGUUUUGAUUCACCCUUGGCGUUUGUGUGUCAGAUUGCGGCAGAGGAGUAGAGCAAUAACAUCUACAUAUGUACACAGGUUGUGUCGCAGGCGCAUUUGGAAAUUUCAAUAACAACGACUUUGGUAGUGCAGACUACUGCAGUAGUUGAAACUAGAGUGACCCGCGUGCUCCGCAACGCGAAAAGGUGUAUUUUCGAUCGGUGAGUGUUUGUCUGUCCUUGUGUCGGUUGGGUUGUCUAUCUAUCCAUUUCGGUCGAUAGCUUUUUGACGGCUAUACAUUUUGUUUUGGAAAUAAAUAUACAUUAUACAUCGCA
Molecule: messenger RNA, 896 nt
Organism: Amphibalanus amphitrite
Lineage: Eukaryota; Metazoa; Arthropoda; Thecostraca; Balanomorpha; Balanidae
Exons: 4
Coding region: 148-633 (161 amino acids)
Source: RefSeq, a predicted model, not a curated record